This is a messenger RNA of Schizophyllum commune H4-8, 2257 nucleotides long. Its product is annotated as acid protease. Gene Ontology annotation, biological process: proteolysis. The transcript is spliced from 5 exons. The record is from RefSeq and is a predicted model, not a curated record. Gene Ontology annotation, molecular function: aspartic-type endopeptidase activity. Bases 181 to 1983 code for a protein of 600 amino acids. NCBI's taxonomy places the organism in Eukaryota, Fungi, Basidiomycota, Agaricomycetes, Agaricales, Schizophyllaceae.
GAGUAUUCUUGUCCAGAACCAUCAUCUGCAGUCCCCAUCGUGGACGUGUCGCUCGUUCCCCAAACCCUCGUUCGGCGUGGCAUCCGGUUCUCGUCGAAUAUUCAUUCCUUCUCUCCAUAGUUCCCGCCCGACGGACGAAAAUUCCGGCGCCGUCCUCCUGACCGACCGUGUCGCGUACAGAUGCACCUCCCCUGUCCUCUACUUCUUCUUCUACUCGCCUCUUUCCAUGUCGACGUCCUCGCCGUGAAGCUCCCCUUCCAUGUCAUCCACCCGAACCACGACGCGCAGGACGCGGGGCUCGCACGACGCUCGGGGCCCGUCGGCGCCUUCACCAAACGCUCACUCCCAGCGGACGCCCCGCUGAAGCGGAGCGCCCCCGCGCACCGCCUGGCGCACGAACGACGGCGAGCGAUGGAGCAGUACGCACCACGUCAACGCUCAUCACCCCCACACGCCAAACGCACCACGGCGAACAUACCCAUCUCAAACACCGGGAACGCACAGUAUAUCAGUAACAUUACCCUCGGAGGAGUCACGGCACGAGUGCUGCUCGAUACGGGAAGCUCCGACCUCUGGGUAUCCUUCCCCAACGACCAGCCGGACGCGAAGGACCUUGGCAAGAGCGUUUCGCUGUCCUAUGCAGUUGGAAACGCGCAGGGCGACAUCUACGCUGCGGACGCCGAGUUCGGCAACUUCUCCAUCUCACAGCAGGUCUUCUUAAACGUCAAGGACACUUCCUCCUUCUCCAGCGAUAUCCAUGCUCAAGGAUACGAUGGCCUUCUCGGCAUCGGUCCGAACGAGGGCUCCUCGAUCAUGGACGAGCUGGACCCCGACGACGACGACCACUCCGCCGACACCACCCUUGCCCGCAUCUUCGCUGAGAACUCCACCGAGAACAACUACAUCACCUUCCUCCUCGAUCGCAAGAACUCCCCUAGCACCCCCUUCACCGGCCAGCUUACCAUUGGCGAGCUCGUACCCAUGUUCAGCAAUAUCACCGACAUGCCCAAGAUUGAUGUGGAGACAGUACACAAGCUGCUCGAGGAAGAGCAACAUUGGCAAGCGCUAACCGACAAGGACAACGGUAUCAUCGGUCCCGACGGCAACGUUAUCAAGUACGACUCCAUCGUCCCCAAGGCCCCCGACGGCCAGCUCGUCGCAGUCUUCGAUUCCGGCUUCACCUUCUCUCAAGUCCCCCGCGAAGUUUCCGACGCCAUCUACGGCCGCGUCAAGAACGCCGUCUACGAUUCGGACAGCGAAUACUGGACCAUACCCUGUGGUCAGGAGCUGAACAUCACAUUCAACUUCGGUGGUUACAAGUAUCCUGUCCACCCCCUCGACACCGUCGACGACAACUUCGGUAUCAAGAACGCUGCGGGGGAGCGCGUUUGCAUUGGCUCCUUCCAGCCCAUCACGACUGCGUUCAGUCUUCUUGGGAACUACGACAUGAUCAUGGGCAUGAGCUUCUUGCGAAACGUUUACACGCUCAUGGACUUCGGCAACUGGGUGCCCACAUCCAGCAACGACCGCGGACACCCCUUCAUGCAGCUCCUCUCUGUCACCGACCCGGACUCCGCGCACCAGGACUUCGUCACGAAGCGCCUGGACGGCACGGACACGACCGGCGACGACAAGUGGGCGCUCCUGCCCGAGUCGCAGAAGCAGUCGUCCCCGGUCAGCGACGAGGAGAAGAAGAAGCAGUACCAGGAGAUGAUCCUGUCGCGCUGGCCCUACAUCCUCGUCGGCUGCCUCGCCUUCGUCAUCAUCGUCGUCGGCCUCAUCAUCUGGCGCUGCUGCUGCCGGCGGCGGGGCACGGGCAAGGGCCGCGGCUUCUUCGGCGUCGGCAUGAGCCGUGGGCCACCCAAGGAGCAGGCAACGUCGGUGACGAGCGAGUACCUGAAGCUGCGCGAGCAGAACGCGAGCCAGUACUCCGUGAACGACCCGCAUGCGAGCCAGUACUCGGUGCACAAGCAGAACUACUAGCCGGACUCGGGCAGUGUCAGUGUCGUGGUUAUGCGGACCCCUUCCGUGUGCUAUCUGUCUACCAGCAGUUUAAACUACUAAUUCGCACAAUGUAUUACUGGAUUUACUUCGCCGCUGCCUGUGGCUCUUGGGAUCAGGGACUAACUUAUGCUGUUGUCUACCGGGGAUGCUACAUGAUAGAGCGUGAAUGUCGUCGUGAGGGACGCCACGUAUACAGCCCUAUAUCCGCGUGAACGUCCAUUCUACGCCGACUGCGUAUCAUCCAGGCGACCAC